This is a messenger RNA of Dunckerocampus dactyliophorus (ringed pipefish), 8072 nucleotides long. Its product is annotated as cyclin-dependent kinase 5 activator 1-like. Gene Ontology annotation, molecular function: cyclin-dependent protein serine/threonine kinase activator activity; protein kinase binding. Gene Ontology annotation, biological process: brain development; positive regulation of cyclin-dependent protein serine/threonine kinase activity; activation of protein kinase activity. The transcript has 3 exons. Lineage: Eukaryota; Metazoa; Chordata; Actinopteri; Syngnathiformes; Syngnathidae. Gene Ontology annotation, cellular component: protein kinase 5 complex; cytoplasm. Bases 593 to 1597 code for a protein of 334 amino acids. The record is from RefSeq and is a predicted model, not a curated record.
ACACCCGCAUCAAAGCAGCGCCUCUCUCUCUUUUCUCGCAGGUUUGCAUUGCCAAGGGUAUAAGCCGAGGUCUAUUUUUGGAAACUGUAGUGGCCAUUUUCUCCCGCUUUCUUUGUGUUUGGUGCAUUUUGUUUUUGUUGUUUUUACAUUUUAUUUUUAAGUCUGUGCGUCGUCCUGCGUACACGCGAUGUGAGCAUCACUGUGGCCGUGUAGGUUUUGGAAUGGAGGACACCUUCCGGCUGCACAUUUCGCAUUUUCUAAUCGCAUUUUAAUCCCACAUGAAAACAACAGUUUUUGAAAUGAAGAUUGGGAGGAAGCUUUAGCCCACGGGGGACGAGACAACAUUCGGGCCUGCAGCGUGGGGGCUUUUCACGGACCGGUGUUGCGUGGAAACCGAACAGAAGACCUGGAAUCCGACUGCAUUUUCCUUGCUGCAAGGUGGUCAUAGUCUGCAUGGAGCCGACAAGGAGAGUCGACUAGGUGUCAGAUUCACAGAGGUGAGACGUUUUGGUCCGGUUCCAAUAACGGAGCUUUCCUCCCACUGGUCCUAAUCACCCGUCCUCUGCCGCUCCGCUGACCCUCGGCAGGCAUUAUGGGUACAGUGCUGUCCCUCUCUCCCAGCUACCGCAAGGCCGCCCUGUUUGAGGACGGCCCGGCUACGGUGGGUCACUACACGGCCGUCCAGAACAGCAAGAAUGCCAAGGAUGCUGCAGCAGCUGCUGCAAAAUCCCUCAAACGUCCCUCCAUCAUCAGCGUGCUGCCGUGGAAACGUAUCGUGGCCGUGUCAGCAAAGAGGAAGGGCUCCAAAAAGCUGCAGUCCGACAGCGGCGAUGGCGGGAAAGGAUGCUCGCCAGACGCGGACGCCGUCAUCACCUCUAGUUCGGCUUCCAACAGCUUGAAGCUGAAGAAGUCGCAGUCCUGCGCAAACCUUUCCUCUUACGCUUCCAGUCAGGAUCCCUCGACCACCACAACUACCUCUUCCCACCUCCCCACCUCCAAGACCCUGAUUAAUGUAGCAACAGUAGCUGCCAAAAAGAAUUCCCUAACAGGCUCCGGGAUCCAACCUUCGACUGCAGUUGGCACGCCCAAGCGUGUUAUAGUUCAGGCCUCCACCAGUGAGCUGAUGCGCAGCCUCGGUGAAUUCCUGUGCCGCCGUUGUUACCGACUGAAGCGUCUCUCCCCGACCGAUCCGGUCCUGUGGCUGCGCAGCGUGGACCGCUCCCUCCUCCUUCAGGGCUGGCAGGACCAGGGCUUCAUCACCCCGGCCAACGUGGUCUUCCUCUACAUGCUGUGCCGCGACGUGGUCUCCGCCGAGGUGGCGUCGGAGCGCGAGCUGCAGGCGUCGCUGCUCACAUGCCUCUACCUGUCUUAUUCCUACAUGGGCAAUGAGAUCUCCUACCCACUGAAGCCCUUCUUGGUCGAGGCUGAGAAGGAGGCCUUCUGGGACCGCUGCCUGGAGAUCAUCAACCGCAUGAGCGGCAAGAUGCUCCAGAUUAACACCGACCCGCACUUCUUCACCCAGGUGUUUGCUGACCUGAAGAAUGAGAGCAAGAAAGAAGAGGAGAAGACCAAACUCUUUAUAGGCCUCGACCGAUAAAAGGACGUGGGAGGUGGGAAGAAAGAAUGAAUGGAGGGUGUUAAUAUGUCAAGGACAGGUGGACUACUGUAAUGCAGUGUACUUUAAAACAGUGGUGUUGUCUGGCGUCUCUAAUGUUUUAUAGUUGUGUUAUUUAGGACAACGGGGGCACAGAAACGGGCAGACAUGAUCUGCUAAGUCUCUGAAGACUACUGUGCCUGACAAAGGUAAAAUCGUACAGUGACUACGCCAGGGGUGUCCAAACAGAAUACCGAAAAAUUGAAGGAUGCGGGUGAGCCAUCUUUGAUGCAUUUGAUGCUCUCACCAAUCCAGUGUAGGUCAGUACAUGCUAAGCUAUUGACAUCUUAGCAUUGUGUCAUAGGCAGCAAAGCAAAAUAGUGUAAUAUCUAAUCAUAUAUCUUAUUAAUAAUGGAUUUUAUGUUUAGAAUUUGGCUGAAUACCAAAUUGGCCGCACUUUAAACACCCCUGAACUAGGUCAUGACAUUUUUGGGCCAAUUGCUGAAUUUGGCAUUAAUCAAGAAUAAAGGCUGCGGGUCAGGCACAAGCUUUGUGACCUGUGUGUUGCAUCAGUGAGGUAAGAAUUGUCAGUCCUGUGUCAAGUGGUAGUGAUAGUCUUUUUUUCUUUGUGACUGAAAGAUUAGAAACACCAGACAACAUGCAGUUAGAGUAUGUAAGUAAAGCUGAGUAGUAUACGUAAUCAUAAAAUUACAGGAUACUGAUACCGCGUCGCAUGAGGUCACGUCAUAAGUCACCGGUCAUGACCACCUGCUUAUUGCCAACUCCAAUUAACCUUAUUCCUAUUCUCAUAAGCUUAGACUUAUUGCACUCAUCGACACUCUGGUUUUUAAUGAUGUUCUUAUGUGGGGGCUGCUUGGAAUUUCAACAGUGAGAGCACAUAUUACAGUGGAACUCGUUUAAGUCGGUCCCCGUUUAUGUUGGCAACCCGUCCAUGCCGACCGACUCUUCAAGUCCUGAUCCACCGUGUUCUUAUUACUAAAAAGCGCCCGCUUAAUUUGACGUAGACAUACAUUGCUGAUGUCAAAUUUGAGAUCCAAAAAGGUUAUUUCUAUGAAAAAACUGUUAACUUCAUCGUGAUUAGGCAGCGGUGGCUCAGGAGGUAGAGGAGGAGAGACCGUAGGCGCAAAUUGGCAGCCACGUUUCCGGCAGACCACCCCGGGGCAGCUGUGUCUACAGAUGUAGUUUACCACCACAAGUGAGUGAAUUAAUAAUGGGUUCAUGGGUGCCUUGAAAAGCACUAAAUAAAGUCUAAUCCAUUAUUAUUAUCGCUAAGCGGCGUGAAACAGCAACAUCACUGCUGCCUAGUUAGACGGGAUUAAAAUGUGCACGCAGUUCAGUGCAGAAGUAAGCUUUAGGGGUGUGACAAGCUCUUACGAGAUUAAAGAUUUCUCGUUAAAAAAAAUGUCUCCCUGGCAUUAGGCCUGGGAGGAGCCCUUUUGUUAGUCAUACAGUCUCUUUGCAUCAAUGGGUGGAGGCGGGGCCCGUAGCAUUCACAUAGAGUGCAGAAGAGUGUAACGUAAAUUGUGAUGUAUUGUUUAUAUAUUUAAUAUUUUUUCUUUGUACUUUUCUUAAUGUUAAUCUUGUGUAUCGUCUCGUCUCAUGACACCCCUAGUUAGCUUCAGUUAGUUCAUUCUACCCAUUUUCUGGCCAAAAAAAGUAAACUUGGAAGCAAUGGUUAGUUUCGGUUUCAGUGAUGUCGACAACCGCUUGUGUCAUUGAUGCCAUGAUGUAGACAUAAACAAGUUCCACUGUAUUAUCACCGAACAGGCCCAGCAGUAAAUUGUUUACAAAAACAUAGCAAAAUGCAAUACUGACCCCUCCAAUGCUUAUCCUCAAUGGGGAGUUAUAUAAUAACUCCUCAUUCUCCUGCACUUUUUCCUUAGGUCAGGGUUGUCCAAAGUUUAGCCUGGUGGCAAACCAAAAUGGCCGGCUACCUGUACAUCUUACAAAAUGUCUUUGAUGAUUUUUGUGCGUCACUCUUGCCACUCUUCGGCGGAGGGUGCAAAUAAGCAGGGUUCUGGGUGGGAUGGAUGUCGGGUCUGGGACCCCUUAUGUAUGAAAAUUCGAUGCCGCUUGUUCUCAUCAGGGUCGCGGGGGUAUGCUGGAGCCUAACCCAGCUGACUUUGGGCGAGAGGCGGGGUACACCCUGGACUGGUCGCCAGCCAAUGGCAGGGCACAUAUAGAGAAACAACCAUUCACACUCACAUUCAUACCUAUGGACAAUUUAGACAAUUUAGAGUCGCCAAUUAACCUAACAUGCAUGUUUUUGGAAUGUGGGAGGAAACCGGAGUACCCGGAGAAAACCUCUCCUGACUGUGUGGCCAACAUUCUAACCACUAGACCCAUUUAUGUUGACCAACCAGUUCUUUUUAAUACUAAAAAAUGGCCACUUAAGUUGACGUCAACAUGAACGGAGACUGCUUUUUUUCUCAAAAAAACUUCAGGCCUUUGGACAAAUUUGUCAGUUUAUUUUGUCGUCUCAUCAACUUCCUCGUUAUCGCUACGCCGCAUUAAACAACGUCAGUCCUCCCGUUUAAAACUCCCAUAUUUUGCCCUUCUUUCCCAGCGCCCUCCUGUUUUUAGUUUGAGUUUUAAUUUUCAUGACAAAAAACAUCCUCUCCAGUUAUGCCAGAGCAGGACAGUUUGUGGUCCUCUCUGCAACACUCGGGCAACAUCGGCGUAACACAUCCUGUAACUGGUAAAGUCGGGCCUUCAAAAUAAAAGCAUGCCAGUAAAGUAACAUGGCGGAAAGAUCAGAAUUUUCCUUAUUUUGUGUUAUUUUUAAUUUUCAAAUGCAAAUAUAGGGAUGCAUAAAGACAUAAACAGGUUCCACUGUGUCUUACACCCCAAAAAAUAACAACUGUGUCGAUUUUUCAUGUGUUUAACAAAUUCAAAUGCGAAAUACGUCCAGCCGCAUACAUACACAAGCGACCCUCGGUGGAAAACGUUUGGACAGCCCUGCCCUAGAUCUAUAACGGUGCUGUCGUCAUUGACAACAAUAACAAAAAGUGUGACAGUACGAAAGAAAGCAAACCAUGAUGGGAGCAUCACUUAAAAAGAGGAUGUGGCAUUUUUUAGCACUUAUCAUUUCACAUCCAUUCUACAUAAGUCUCCCCUUUAAUGGUCUCAUAGACUGUAUAAAUGUAGAUGCAGAUUCAAUUCUAACGUUUGUGUUAUGAAUGAGGGGUGGAUCUGACUGUAUUGGAGAUAUAUGAGGGAAUAUGGAAGAUAACAGAUCAAGUUUGUAUUAUCUUUCAGUUUUCUGGAAUGACAGUAUUUUGCAGUGGGGAUUUAUUUUUUUGUCAAUUUAUCGAGAAGAAAAUGUGCGAGGUCAUGGAGAGAUUGUAAUUCCCCCCCAAAUGUGAAUGGCGGGGUCGAAGUCAGGGCUCUAAAGUUCUUCUACACCAAACUCCUUCAUGGACCUCGCUUUGUGAGGCACAGUAAGUCAAGUUGGAAGCAUACAAAUGUAUUUUGUGUGAGACUUUUGUAGAGUAGCCAUCUUGACCUGCAUCAUCCGCCCUUUUAUACAGUCUAUGCUCCUCACAGCAGCAAAGAAAAACUGCACUUCUGAACUUCACUCAUUCAGCAAAUCGCAUGUGUGCUUUUAUAGCUUUAUAGGCAUGCUGCUUUUGGCUGGGCGCUGCACAUGACGAUACGUUACAGGAAAGACCGGGCACAAUGACGUCUGGUGACUGUACACAAAGACUCGCUCAUGAAGGAAACGUGAAAAGGCAGUCAGUGCUGUGCGCACAUCAAUAAGGGCAAAGCACUCCACAUGCAUUGACUGUAAAGGGCAUCUUGGUCACAUGGUAAUGACAGAAUACUACAAGGUUACAUUGUUAAGUACAUAUAAAAGUAAAAAUGGUCAUCAGCGUUAUCAAUCACUUCAAAUCUGCAGUUAACGUAAAAUUAUUUUCAUUCAUUAAUAGGAAACUAGAAUGAAGUUCUACUUUAAAUACUUUCAUAUUAAAUCAUAAAAUAAUACAGAAAUACAGUGGAACCCGCUUAAGUUGGUUCUGCUUAUGUCGACCAACUCCUCGUGUGAUUAAAAAGUGUCCGCUUAAGGCGACCUUUAAGGACCAGUGGGGUUAUUUCUAUGAAAAAUCGGUCCGUUUAUGUCGACAUGUGUUGUAGUAUUGUUAACUUCACCAUUUUACUCUAAGCAGCGUGAAACCAACCACAAUAUAACUACUGUCUAGUUACACAGCAUUAAAACGUACACGCAGCGACUUCCUGCUCACUGCAAAGUAAGCUUCACAAUAACAGCUCGGCAGUAUUUACCUGGGUUCUCCCACAGCAACUAACAAAAUGCAGAUUUUUAAUUCCAUUUUUGAUCCCCAGCCACAGGAGAAAUGAUCUGAACGCACAGGAAAGCUUUAUUGUCAUUGUAGUCGAGACAUACAACAAAAUGACUGCAGCGGCUCUGUUACAAAAGAGUGUAAAACAUAACAUGAAAACGCAAGAAUAGAAAUAAAAUCUACACAAAUGGAGGAAGUGCCAAAAAUUCUUUUGAGCAAAGUCACACGUAAAUGUGCGAGCAAUGGCUGGUUUAGAUUUCAAUUUCGGUUGAGCUGACAACCACUUAUGUCGGCCUCAGUCCGAGGAGCGUCGACAUAAACGGGUUUCACUGUAUCAGCUAAUUUAAAGAUACUGUGAAGGAAAAUAAUGAACAGUCGGUUUCUCCGUUGACUCCAAUUGAACACCAAACCUGCAUUCAUCGACAUUUGGAGCAUUCAACUUUGUAAAAGUAUGAGAUUAUUCUGCACUACACGCGGAAUUAGAAUUAUAAAAACACCACAGAAUGCCAUGUCUACCUGUGGUUGUUGGUGUUUUAACUAAAGUUUUGUGUUCUGGUGGUAACCUACAAUGUAGCCCAGAUCCAGAAUCUGACCUCACGAUACAUGUUAUGCAUACGGAGAUUGACACACUCGUUUUUUAUGUUGUUGUUUUUCUGUUUCUGCUGGAUUGAAUAGACUAAUAGUAGCAUUUCUCUGAAGGACAGUUGCUUCAGUGAUAUUAUAUAUACUUGGUUUGGUUGGAAUUAUACGACAUAAUUGCAGGUUCAAAUAUCACCAAUGGGCUUGGCGAAUAGAAAAGGGGGGAUUUAAAACCUGGAUCUGUAUUUUUUUCACAAUACAGUCACGUCAUUGACAUUCAUUCACUUGUCAUUGACAAGUGAAUAAUGCCGUAAUGCCGAAUAAUGCCGUAUUUUGUAUACGCGUUUAUAUAUAUUGAACGUCACUUCAUUUCUCUACUGUCAGCAGAUACAAUAUUCUUGGUAGCUACUAGCUGGACAAAUAGGCGAAUAUAAUACAAGCUUUAUGAGUUGUGUGAAAGCACAUAUAGUUGGUAUAACUAACAAAACUGCACAUCUUUUUUUGGGCGUGGAAAUAAGCAAACAACAUUUUAAAUCGGACAAUGAGCUCACGCUGUAGCUUAAUGAUAUGAUCAAACACUUACUUUUAUUGUUUGUGCAUGUGAAAAGGCUUCUCACUGGUGUGUUUUUCCAGUACUAAAUGUUUAAGCUGCUGCAAAUGGUGCAGCUACCAAACCCAAUUACUGUAAGAGCAAGACAUCACGGUCCUUAUUAGGCUUGAAUCUUUUAUAAGCUGUGUGGGCUGGAUCACGUAAUAUUUAUGUUAGAGCAGAUGAACACUGUCUGUAAUGAAUUCUCUAGUCUUUUUCUAUUUGGACAGGUGAAUUGUCAACUAUACGAUGUAUUUUAGAGGCAAUCUUCACCCGCUGUUUGUGUUCUUCAUCACACGGGUUCACAGAAUUGCAUUGAGACUAUUUUGUGGCAUGCGGAUUUCCCAGAAAGAAGCGCGGGCGAUGAUGUGUUUGUGGUGAAUGUUGCUGGAAUUGUUCACAUUUAUUUCUACAAACGGAUCUCGCCUGCUUCAAUGAGGAAAUGUGACAAGGAGAGGAAGCAUUUUAAAGACACUGACCUUCUGAGAGAACUCUGAAUCCUUUCAAUCAUCUCUCAUCAACUAUGUGCCAUAUUUGAUCUUGCAACGCGUACAAGACAAAAACUAUCGUGUAAUAUAAUUAUUCUCGCAUUAUUAUGUUUUUUUUUUGUCCCAUUUGUGAAUCAUACUGUGUAACAAUCUUUGUUGAAACUGAAAUCUACUAGUGUUGAUAGAAUACUGAUGCUGCAGUCUGUUACUAUGUGGAGGUAUGACUAUGUAUGCAAGAAAGAACAAGUUGAUCAGCUGUUACAGGUACUUUGUAUUAAAACAUUUACAAGCAACGUGGUCUCGGCUGGCUCAUUUAAUAGACAAAUGAUCGCCUUUGCAUUACAGCAGUUGGGAGACAUAGUCUCUCCAACAUGUCCUGGGUCUACCCCGAGGCCUUCUACCGGUCGGACUCCCCAGGGAGGUGUCCGGGAAGCAUCCUGACCAGAUGUCCAAGCCACCUCAUCUGGCUCCUCUCAAUGCGGAGGAGUAGCGGUUCUACUCUG